AUGACUCUUGAAUCGUCUAGGAUGGCAUUUCAACGAGCUCUUUUCGUUCUUGUGAUCAUACUAUCUGCGUUCAGCUCGUGCCCAGCAACCACAACUGGCCAGUCUGAAUUCUUGACUCUUAUGAAGAAGUCACUUUCAGGGGACUCAUUGAUCAAAUGGGAUAUCAACAAAGGAAUUUCCUAUUGCAAUUACACUGGAAUUGGCUGUGAUGAUCAAGGAAACAUUGUUCAGAUUGAUAUCUCUGGAUGGUCACUUACUGGCAACUUUCCUGAACAAGUAUGCUCUUAUUUGCCUAAACUACGCGUACUUCGUCUAGGAUUCAAUAACUUCCAUGGUGGAUUCCCCCGCGGAAUCACUGACUGUACUCUCAUGGAAGAGCUGAACAUGACCAGCGUAUAUUUCACUGGAAAGUUGCCAGAUUUGUCUCCAUUGAAAUCCUUGAGGGUACUUGAUCUUUCAUAUAAUCUCUUUACAGGUGAGUUCCCUAUGUCAGUCACCAAUCUUACUAAUCUCGAGGUCUUGAAUUUCAAUGAAAAUGGCGGUUUCGAUUUAUGGUAUCUGCCGGAGAACAUUUCCAGGCUGACAAAACUCGAGUCGAUGAUAUUGACAACAUGCAUGCUGCAAGGCAAAAUUCCGCCCUCAGUAGGAAAUAUGACUUCUCUGAUUGAUCUUGAAUUGAGUGGAAAUUACCUAUCAGGCCGAAUUCCGACAGAGCUCGGUCAGCUGAAGAAUUUGCGGCAGCUUGAGUUCUACUAUAACCAACUUGAAGGAGAAAUACCGGAGGAACUUGGAAAUCUAACUGCACUCAUAGACUUAGACAUGUCUGUCAACAAGUUCAUAGGCGAAAUUCCACACUCCAUUUUUCUCCUUCCCAAUCUUCAAUUCUUUCAGCUUUACAACAACAGUCUUUCGGGAGAAAUUCCAGCCACUAUCACAAACUCGACCACUUUGCACACCGUAUCCCUUUACGACAAUUUAUUGACAGGGGAAGUCCCACAGAGUCUCGGCAUGUCGUCCGCCAUCACUGGAUUGGACUUGUCAGAAAACCAGCUGUCCGGAAAUCUGCCGGAGGGAUUGUGCAGUGGUGGCAAACUGAUGUAUCUCCUUGUCCUACAGAACAUGUUUUCUGGAGAACUGCCUGAAAGUUAUGCAAAAUGCAAGUCUCUUAUCCGGUUUCGAGUUAGUAACAAUAAUUUGGAAGGGAAAAUACCAGAAGGGAUUCUAGCUCUUCCUCAUGCAUCAAUUAUUGAUAUGGGAUAUAAUCAUUUAACAGGCUCUAUCCCCUCAACCAUUCAAAAUGCUAAGAAUUUAUCAGAGCUGUUCAUGCAGGGCAACAGGAUUUCUGGUGUUAUACCUUCUCAAAUCUCUCUAGCAGUCAAUUUAGUGAAAAUUGAUCUCAGCAACAAUCUCCUGACUGGUCCCAUACCUUCUGAAAUUGGCAACCUAAGAAGGCUGAAUUUGUUGUUACUGCAAGGUAACAAAAUAAACUCUUCCAUCCCGGAAUCGUUUUCUUCACUUAAAUCUCUCAAUGUUCUUGAUCUUUCGAACAAUCUCUUGAUGGGUAGUAUCCCAGAAAGCCUCUCUGAAUUGUUACCUAAUUCGUUGAACUUUUCGAACAAUCUACUUUCUGGUCCUAUUCCUCUCUCAUUCGUAAAGGGAGGAUUGUUAGAAAGUUUUUCAGGCAAUCCAGGCCUCUGCAUACCUGUUGAUCUUGAUUUGUCCGACCCAAAUUUUUCUCAUUGUACUCGAGCUUAUAACAGAAAGAAAAUAAACUGUAUUUGGGUGAUAGGAAUUUCGGUAGGAAUUGUUAUUGUAGGUAUCGUCCUGUUUCUGAAACGAUGGUUUAGUAAAGAAAGGAAGAUGAUGGACCUCAAUGAUACCUCAUCCUCAGUUUACUCGUAUGAUGUUAAAAGCUUCCAUCCAAUGUAUUUUGAUCAGCGUGAGAUCAUUGAAUCCCUGGACGAUAAAAAUAUAGUCGGAUGUGGAGGAUCAGGAUCAGUAUACAAAAUCGAGUUGAAGAAUGGAGGAGUUGUUGCUGUUAAGAAGUUGAUGAGUCGAAAAUCAAAAGAUUCUUCACUGGAGGAUCAAUUGACUAUGGACAAGGAGUUGAAAACUGAAGUUGAAACUCUAGGAAGCAUAAGGCACAAGAACAUUGUCAAGUUGUAUUGUUAUUUCUCGAGUUUGGACUGCAGUUUGCUGGUUUAUGAGUACAUGCCCAAUGGAAACCUUUGGGAUGCAAUUCAUAAAGGAAAAAUUGUUUUGGAUUGGCCUAUUCGACAUCAGAUUGCGCUUGGGAUAGGGCAGGGAUUGGCGUACCUGCACCAUGAUCUGAUGCGACCAAUAAUUCACAGAGACAUCAAAUCGACCAACAUCCUACUCGAUAUCAAUUAUCAGGCCAAGGUUGCAGACUUCGGAAUUGCUAAGGUUUUGCAAGCAAGGGGAUCAAAAGAUUCUACCACAACUGUUAUUGCAGGGACAUACGGUUACUUGGCACCAGAAUACGCAUAUUCUUCCAAGGCCACAACCAAGUGUGAUGUGUACAGUUUCGGGGUUGUACUAAUGGAAUUAAUAACGGGGAAGAAGCCGGUAGAGCCAGAGUUCGGAGAAAAUAAGAAUAUUAUAUACUGGGUUUUGACCAAAGUGGAGACUAAACAAGGUACGAUGGAGAUUUUAGACAAAAGGGUAUCUGAAUCUUUCAAGGACGAGAUGAUUAAGGUACUUCGUAUUGCAAUACGUUGCACGUGUCAAAUACCAUCACUCCGUCCAACAAUGAAUGAAGUCGUUCAAUUGCUUCAUGAGGCUGACCCUUGUAGAUUAGAUUGUUGCAAGUCACCAAACAAGUCCAAAGAAACGGAAAAUAAGGUCGUGGAGUAA
Fraxinus pennsylvanica is the source of this 2874-nucleotide messenger RNA. Lineage: Eukaryota; Viridiplantae; Streptophyta; Magnoliopsida; Lamiales; Oleaceae. The record is from the annotation of a GenBank genome assembly.